Messenger RNA from Triticum aestivum (bread wheat), 1195 nucleotides. RefSeq names its product glyoxylate/hydroxypyruvate reductase HPR3. The coding region runs from base 103 to 1068 and encodes 321 amino acids. The transcript is spliced from 2 exons. Gene Ontology annotation, molecular function: NAD binding; glyoxylate reductase (NADPH) activity; hydroxypyruvate reductase [NAD(P)H] activity. Gene Ontology annotation, cellular component: cytosol. NCBI's taxonomy places the organism in Eukaryota, Viridiplantae, Streptophyta, Magnoliopsida, Poales, Poaceae. The record is from RefSeq and is a predicted model, not a curated record.
UCUUGGCCACCACUGCUCUGGACGACUCUGUUUUUUUAGUAGUACUCUGUUCUUCCCCUUCGCUUGGCUCACUACCUACCGAACCCACCGCCGAUUGAGGAGAUGCGACCGCCGGCGCGAACCCAAGCCGAUGCCUCCAACUCCAAGCCUGUCGUGCUCCUGGCCGACCCCAUCAUCCCGGAGUAUGAGCUGGAGCUCUCAGCUCGCUACAGUCUCCUUCCUCUCGCUGAUGUUGACGCGGACACAGCCGCCUCGGUGCGGGCGCUCCUUACAGUCGAGCUCCCGGCGGUGACCGCGGAGCUGAUGGGCGCGCUCCCAAAGCUGGAGCUCGUACUCGCCUCGUCCGUCGGCGUUGACCACGUCGAUCUCGCCGCCUGCCGCCGCCGCGGGAUUGCCGUGACCAACGCAGGGGGCGCGUUCUCUGACGACGCGGCCGACUACACCGUCGGGCUUGUUAUAGCCGCUCUCCGCCGCGUCGCCGCUGCAGACCUGUACGUCCGACGCGGCGGCUGGCUGGCCGGCGGGGACUAUCCCCUCGCCUCCAAGGUGAGCGGCAAGCGGGUGGGGAUCGUGGGGCUGGGCAACAUCGGCUCCCGCAUCGCGCGGCGGCUCGCCGCCUUCGGCUGCGCCGUGUCUUACAACUCGAGGUCGCCCAAGCCGUCGUCUCCAUACUCGUUCGUCCCCACCGUGCGCGAGCUCGCCGCCGGCAGCGACGUGCUGGUGCUCUCCUGCGCGCUGACGGAGGAGACGAAGCACGUGGUGAACCGGGAGGUGAUGGAGGCGCUGGGGAAGGACGGCGUGCUGGUGAACGUCGGCCGCGGCGGCCUCGUGGACGAGCCGGAGCUGGUCAGGUGCCUGCAGCAGGGUGUCAUCGGCGGCGCCGGCCUGGACGUGUUCGAGAACGAGCCGGACGUGCCGCCGGAGCUCUUCUCCAUGGACAACGUCGUGCUUUCGGCGCACAGGGCCGUGGCCACGCCGGAGUCCAUCCGCGGCACGAUCGAGCUCGUCGCGGCCAACCUCGACGCCUUCUUUGCAGGGAAGCCAUUGCUCAGCCCCGUGGAGCUCUGAAACAAGGACACCAUCUGUCUGCGGUUCGAUGUCCUCUGAAUAAAUUUGCAGAAUUCGGUCAUGUAUAUGUAGUUCAGUGUAACCCAGUCUCUUGAGUGAAUAAAAUCUAUGAGCAAUCGGUCAGUAA